Messenger RNA from Prorocentrum cordatum, 420 nucleotides. The record is from the annotation of a GenBank genome assembly. NCBI's taxonomy places the organism in Eukaryota, Dinophyceae, Prorocentrales, Prorocentraceae.
AUGUCCUGCCAGUUGGAGCACCCCGUGCCGUUGUCGAUCCACCUCGCCGGCUCUUCCCUGACCGCGGCCGCUGCGGCGUCCAGCGGGGGCGGCCAGGCGGUCUGGACGGGCGUCCACCGCACAGCUGCGGCUGCGAGGGCCGACAGUGAAACGAACGCACUGACGACCCCGAAACAAUUUCUAUGCCGCUCUUCUGUCACUGGCAGCGGGAGCAGCGCGUCGGUGUCGGUGCGAACGCUGGCUCCACCCAGGCUCUGCUCCACGUCUCGCCGUAACGUGCCUGCGUCCCCGUGCCGUGCGUGCAAUAUCGGCCGCUCCGCCCUGGCAUCAGGAGGUCUCAUCGCGAGCGCCUCGGCCCCCUGCUCGGAAAACCAAGCGCCACAUUGGCUUGAGCACGGAUCGCCAGUGAUGUUGUGUUGA